Messenger RNA from Colias croceus (clouded yellow), 550 nucleotides. RefSeq lists its product as uncharacterized. The coding region runs from base 56 to 529 and encodes 157 amino acids. The transcript has a single exon. Lineage: Eukaryota; Metazoa; Arthropoda; Insecta; Lepidoptera; Pieridae. The record is from RefSeq and is a predicted model, not a curated record.
AAAAAAUUGUGACAAAGUCAUUAUUUACGUUUAGUAAUUUCGGUCAAAUUUAAUAAUGUACACAGACGAUAAUUCAGACAAGGAAUACGAAUUUGAUGAAUUAAGUCCGGAAAACAGUCCCAAUGUUACAAAGAAAUCGUUAUCCGCUGUUGGCUUUAGAAAUAAUGCAGAAAAUCAAUGUGCGCGACCGAUGGCAUUACGGGCUACUCAAUCGUUUACAGGAGCGGUUGAAGAGUUGAGAUUUUGUGGCAAUUUCCAAAGAAUGGGUAUUGGUAAUAAAAAUUUAUCAUGCUCACCCAAAACGGCACCAGUUUGCCCAUGUGGUUGCCUUCUCAAACCCGCAGUGACUGGGCCAUUCAGAACUAGAGAAAAAUCUACCCUCGCCCUCCAUGUCGUUUCGCCCGAAGUUUUAAACCAUCACGGAUAUAACUUUGAACCCAAUGAAAUAGCUAUGUUUUGGAAAAAAGAUUGCAGAAUGUUUUUAUGGAAAGGAAAAUCGAAAAUCAAAACAAUUAACUCUGAUAAAUAAUAAUGUUAAUAAGGAUUAAUA